GAAGACAUUACAUUCUGCACAGGAUUUCUGAGACAUAGACUGACAGAACCUGAACAUCUGCAAACAACAUGCUGCUCCAUCAGAGUCUCACCAUGCCUUGCCUGGCCCUCGUCUUGAUCAUCAUGUCCUUCUCAACAACAGGACAGGUCAGUGCAAAAUCUCUCAGCUGCUGCACCAAGGUUUCUACUGAGGAAAUCAAAGUGCCGAUUCUGAGCUACAAGUUCCAGCCUAAGAACCUGCCUUGUGUCGCUGCCUUCAUCUUUGAAACUGAAGCAGGUGAAAUAUGCAGUGCGCCAAGACAGGAGUGGGUACGCAAGACCAUCAGAGAACUCAGGAUGUUGACACUGCAGGCAAGAGGAAACAGCACAUCAACCACAGCAUCCCCGAUGACAACACCGCUUUAAAAGGCACCUUCAUGGCCCUGUGAUUUUGAUCAUGUAUUUAUUACGCUCUGAGGACCCAUAUUUACUAUCAUUGUGCCCACUCUUUGUAAUUGAGAUGUGAUGUGUAAUUUAUUGCACUGCUUGAAGGAAUUAACUUAUUCAUAACUUAUUCAUUGCAUUGUAUUCCUUUGAUCUUUAUUUGCACGUUGUAAUGGUUCACUUUUAUUAAUUAAAUAAUAUUAAUUGUAAUAGCAUAUUAUGUUAAAAUAAAUGAAUGAAUAUACAA
Molecule: messenger RNA, 669 nt
Organism: Clupea harengus (Atlantic herring)
Lineage: Eukaryota; Metazoa; Chordata; Actinopteri; Clupeiformes; Clupeidae
Biological process (GO): immune response
Cellular component (GO): extracellular region
Molecular function (GO): chemokine activity
Source: RefSeq, a predicted model, not a curated record